Coregonus sp. 'balchen' is the source of this 10367-nucleotide messenger RNA. The record is from the annotation of a GenBank genome assembly. NCBI's taxonomy places the organism in Eukaryota, Metazoa, Chordata, Actinopteri, Salmoniformes, Salmonidae.
UAUGGCUAGGGAUAUUCCUCUGCAUCUUUUGUCAUUCCUCCCAGUUCGAUCGGCAACGGGAGCGGAGAGAGGAAAGUUGAGAGCCCGAAGGCAGCAGCCCCCACCACCGCCGGCCCAGGUUACCAUCUAGCACCGGGAAACACACUAGAGAGCCACCGCCGGCAAAAGCCAUAACCAACCAGAAACCAUGAGCAGCGAGGCCGAGACACAACCGCCGGAGCCUGCUGUCGAUGCGGAGAGCCCAUCCAACCCGGCGGCAGCCGCCGUUUCCGCGGGGGAUAAGAAGGUCAUCGGUAAGCAAGCUAGCUAACGUUAGCCAGAUGAACCAUUAAAUGCAAAUGUGGAUUUAUUGGCACGCUAACGUUACUCCCAAAAAGCGUACUGACUCGCUUAGCUAUAAGCUAUUUCCGUUGACUAACUAAUGUUAGCUAGUUCACAUAACGUCCUCUGAUUAAAACAUAACUACCUAAAUAGCUAUGUCUAAAUUAUGCUAAUAUUGUUAUUGGCUAGCUAGUUGUUAGUUAGCAACCAUUAACUAGUGUAGUGUUCAGUUCCUUUAUUUAGUUUGCUAGCAGGAUGGCUGGUUUGAAAUCGUUUAACGUUAUCUAUCGUUCCUAUAGUCAACGUUAACUUCGACUAACAGUACGUUAGUUGGCCAAUGUGCCAAUUCAAAAUGUCUGUUGGUCUACAAAUGUUUUGCUACCUAACGACCGUAGCCAAAUUCACAUACUAGCUAAAGUUUAGUUAGCUACCUAACGGGUAACGCGUCAGUCAGUUUGACCACACACCUGAUCUGUGAGACAAGUUCAGAGGUAACGUUAGUUGACUAACUAAUUAAUACUGUAAUGAAUGUGGGAUGGCCUCAGUGGUUUGGCACAUGUUGUAAUUGUAACCAACGUUAGCUAGAUUAGCCUUACCUCCUUGUCCGCAUUCUCGUGCAUUCAGCAGUGUUUUAGCCAGCAGUUAGCCUAUCUACUAAACAGUUUGAAGAGGUUGAUAUUGGCCGCGAUCAUUGACCGGUUCCCGGAUUCGUAACGCACUGGUUGCACAUAAAGAACCGUUACCAAUAAAUUGGUCGUUUAUACAACAGUUUUGCGUGUAUUUCAGUUUCUAAAGUAAUAAUAGCCGUUUAGGAACUUGGAACAAACAAUUCAUUGAUGGAGGCCUCUGUCUGACUACACUGCAGCCACGAAUCACAAUUGCAGUCGUAUCCCUUUGUUCGCAGCCAUGCACAUACUAAUUAACUUGCUUGAUUGCGCUCGUGCUAGCCAUCUAGCUAAUACGUUGCUAACGUUAGAUAACUAUAUAACUAAGUGUAUGAUGCAAAGUUAUUAUUUCGUGUUAAGUUGCAGAUGGCUAAGCUAGUCAGCUGGCUAGCUUUCCAUUCGGUCGACUUGAUAGCUAGAGGGGCACUCAAAAUGUCCGCCUUGAUGUUCGGAUUCUACGAAUUUAUUUCGUCUCGCUUUGGCUGACAAUUGUACUUUUAUCACGCAUGAAACCGUACCCACCACUCGCAUUCUAAAUACUCACUCGGUAUUCAUUUGACGCGAUGAAUGACAUCCUGGCUCAUGUCCAACCACAUGGUUGAGACCAAAGAUAAUCUGCUAACGUUAGCUUGCUAUUUAGCUAGCUAUCUUCAUAGGGCGCGACAACACGUGCGAAGAUUCAAGCACUUGCGCAUUUGAACUGGGGAAAUGGUUUUGCGUCUAGCUAGUUACCUAGUAUUCAUAAAUUAUGCCCAGGCAGUUCUGCGCGGUAAAUAAUUAGUAGCCCAGCUUACACAUUACAUUAGCUAUGCUACCUCCAGGGCAUGCACUCUCACUCUGAUCAGUUUGGUUAAAUGCUGGUAGGCCACACUGAAUGUCUAGGCUAGUACUGAUAUGUUCUGUCCUCAUAAGACCCUCGUCACGUAGGAUGGGCACUUUUAGCCAGCCGCCUGCACGCCUGACUCGCACCAGUCUAGUCAAUAACAAGACUCUCCCAUAAAUAUUUCCUUCCCAUUUUUUAUUUUUAUUCCCAAGGGAAAUGUUUGGAAACAAGUAAUAAAAAAUAACAUACAUUUACAAACAAACAGCACAUCCUCCAUAUAAUUAAUCUGUAAUAGGACACUGUAAGAGCUAUUUUUACUUGCACACAAUAUAGCUGGGUUGCCCCAUCCUGUUCCUAGGGGUCCACCACCCUGCAGCCCCCCCACUCAGCUUUAGGAUCUUAGUGAAACAUUCAUUACUGGUUUCGGGUGUGUUAGGCCAAAGCCAGAGUGACAAACUACAGGACGGCAGCCCCCCAGGGCCAAGACUGAGCAGCCCAGCAGCUAGGAAUUGCCUAAAUGGAUAUCUCCCCUGACGUGGGCAUGUUUUCAAUAGACUUCUUUUGUCGUACUGUAUUCCAUAGAAGGCAUCCAGACUUUAUGAAAGUUGCCCAAUAUAGCCUUAAUCUUGUAAUCAAAUAUAGUGAUACAUAACUUGACAUUUCUUCCAUCCUUUGUGUUAUUGUGGAAGGAUAACCAACCUUCCAAUUAAUGGCAAUGCAUUUCUUAGCCGCUAAUAAAUGCUUGGUUAUAGUUUCUUGUGAUAAGUCUCCGGUCUCAACAUUUCCGAGCAAACAAAAACGGAGAAGGGAGAAUCUGUAGACAUGCUGAGAUAAAAGAACAUACUCUUUGCCAGAAUUCAGCCAGCCUCCACAAGACCAUAACAUAUGCAAAUGUCCCCUUUUUGUUAAUUUACCUCCACAAGAGGAAUUACAUUUCUGAGUGCGUGUUGUUUCGCUGGCAUAUAGUACUUUCUAUGGAUGGUUUUACACUGCAGUUAUUUGUCUGAGAUUAUAUGAACAUGACUCGGCAUUCAAACAUAUUUGUAUCCAUCCAUUCAUCAUCAAUAGCUUCUACCAGGUUUUCCCUCACAUUUUUGUUUUACGUUUUUGUGUCAUCGGGAAAAGCCUCUAUCAACCCUUGAUACAGUUUGGAAAUCAACUUUUGAGGUUUGUCAGACUGCCUUAAAAUAGUUUCAAUAUUUGAAGCAUCUGGCUUGUCCAGUGCUUAAUGCACAGAGAUGAGUGUUCUUUCUGCAAAAACUCACCUCAGCUUUGUCAGACUGGUCUUCCCUGGAUGCUUGACCCUGCAAAAAUAAUGACCUUGGUGUACAUUUAUACAUUAUAUUAACCAAGAGUAGAAUCAAUGGUUCAAUAAUUGAAAUGACCAUAUCCCAGAUUCCAGACUGUAGCUUUAAGCUUAAGCUGCUGUCCUGUAGCUACUGUAGGUCUACCCAUCAACUCAAGAUGGGUAUCAUUCACUGAUAUUAAUAUACUGCAAGAUUCACCUGAGCUCCGUAGACUGAUCUUCCCUGGCUGUCUAACCCUGCUGGGACACCUGCCACCAUGCGAUCCUGCUAAGACUUGAUGAGCAUAAUGUUGUGUACAGACUGCACGAUGACAGUGAAGCCUGUAGAGCUGUUUAUUACUGUGUCAUUGUGAAAUGUAGGGAAUUAGUUAGGGAAACUGGCAGAUGUUUCAUGUUACAAUGCUAUACAGACGCUUGUAAAAAUUCAGUGCACUGAAACAAACGACAGACCAUCGACCUUCAAUCGUUUGGCCGCUGAUUUCGUUUGAUUUCUCCAAACAGUACGAUCUUUGUCCCCAUGUGCAGUUGCAAACUGUAGUCUGGCUUUUUAUGGCGGUUUUGGAGCAGUGGCUUCUUCCUUUCUGAACGGCCUUUCAGGUUAUGUCGAUAUAGGAUUCGUUUUACUGUGGAUAUAGAUACUUUUGUACCUGUUUCCUCCAGCAUCUUCACACGGUCAUUUGCUGCUGUUCUGGAAUUGCACUUUUCACACCAAAGUACGUUCAUCUCUAGGAGACAGAACGCGUCUCCUUCCUGAGCGGUAUGACGGCUGCGUGGUCCCAUGGUGUUUAUACUUGCGUACUAUUGUUUGUACAGAUUAAUGUGGUACCUUCAGGUGUUUGGAAAUUGCUCCCAAGGAUGAACCAGACUUGUGGAGGUCUACAAUUUUUCUGAGGUCUUGGCUGAUUUCUUUUCAUUUUCCCAUGAUGUCAAGCAAAGAGGCACUGAGUUUGAAGGUAGGCCUUGAAGUACAUCCACAGGUACACCUCCAAUUGACUCAAAUGAUGUCAAUUAGCCUAUCAGAAGCUUCCAAAGUCAUGACAUAAUUUUCAGAAAUGUUCCAAGCUGUUUAAAGGCACAGUCAACUUAGUGUAUGUAAACUUCUGACCCACUGGAAUUGUGAUACAGUGAAUUAUAGGUGAAAUAAUCUGUCUGUAAAUAAUUGUUGGAAAAAUUACUUGUCAUGCGCAAAUUAGAUGUCCUAAUCGACUUGCCAAAACUAUAGUUUGUUAACAAGACAUUUGUGGAGUGGUUGAAAAAUGAGUUUUAAUGACUCCAACCUAAGUGUAUGUAAACUUCCGACUUCAACUGUACAUCAACUGGCGAAAACUAGCCAAGUUCAUUUACUUCUGUUGAAACGGGACAAAACAAAGGCUACAAAACAUUUCCAUACAAACAACUGUUGGAUAGCGAUAUGCAGUGGCUAUUAUUAAUAUCUGACAGAUAGCUAGAGCUGAACUGGCUGUGGUAGCUACUAAGCUAGUUAAUUCAUUCACCGCAGUCGAGAUGAAACAUGAGCUUUUUUAUCACAGUGCAAUGAUAAAACUGGGAGGGACAAAAUGCAAUUUCAGAAUGGGGGGUGGGUUAUGACCAUCCUGUCCACAGUGAAAGUCGUGCCACUGUAAUGGUGCUUUGCAUUGGACCAUGCCAUGGCAGGUGGCAGCAGAUGCCAAUGGUUUAGCAUCUGAAUCUAUAAAAAGCCCAACAGUUGGGGGUUAAAUAUAGCUUGCUUUCCCAGUAUCUUCUCUGGUCCUUGUCUGUAGUCUAUCAGUCUUGCCAUUAGAUUGCCCUCUUGAAGUGCUCCUCACAAUUUCCUGCCUUUGAUGCGCAAUAUUUGAAUGAGAAAGAAACUGCUAAUGUGCAUGUUCAAUUUGUUUUAGGGCUAUUGGAGUUGGUUCCACCGUAUAUCAUUAAUUUGAAUGCAAUUUUUUUUGUUGCGUUAUUCACACCUAAAUUGUGUAUACAUAUUUUUUUUCUUCCAGCAACUAAGGUCUUGGGUACAGUCAAAUGGUUCAACGUCAGAAAUGGCUACGGUUUCAUCAACAGGCAAGUUGCCCCCCUCUCCCAGGUGUCUCCUAAAGAUACUAAUAUGACGGGGGUGUGUGUGAGGGAACAUUCCCAAUCCUAUUACGGCUUGGAUUUUCUUACAAAGCUGGGAAGUUGAUUUGGCUGUUUACGGCAUGCUCUUGUUAUUGUGAAAAGACUCAAUGAAUGCACAACUAAGCCAGUUGAUUCUGUUAAAAUCUGUUAGCCUCAAUGUUACAAUCAACAUUUUUAAUCCAAUGGGUUUUACUGGCUUAUAUUUAACUACACCUUUUUCUCCCUUCACCCACAAGGAAUGACACAAAAGAAGAUGUCUUUGUCCACCAGGUAACAAUCUUCCCAAAUUCUCCAAUGGAUCAAGUAAUUUAUUGCCUAACAUUGAACUGUUUCCAGUAAUCAGAAUUCCAUUGUAGUUGGCACCUCAAAGACAAAAGUUUGUAAUGAAAUGUUUUAUACAUUUUUUAGACGGCCAUAAAGAAAAACAACCCAAGGAAAUACCUUCGCAGUGUUGGAGAUGGAGAAACUGUGGAGUUUGAUGUGGUUGAAGGGGAGAAGGUAGUUACAACUUUUUUUUUACACAACAGAGAGCUUUAUAUUAUUAGCUGUCAUAUCAAUUGGCACCACUCUUGCAGGCUCACAAAUUAUUUAAUACGACUUGUUUAAUAUGUUUAGGAAUAUUUGAAGGCAAUCAAAUUCUAGACUUUAAACUCUCGUACCUCCUCAAAGUUAUGAUAAUCAGUGAUUCUAAUGUGCCCAAUUUUGGAUUUGACCAGUCAACACUAUCAUGCAACGAUACACAGCUAAAACAACUUCAUACUCCAGAAGGGUAGUGUGCACCCCAGUGGUCCGAGCAGUGUUGUAUGUAUCUCUUCCCAGGGAGCAGAGGCAGCCAAUGUCACCGGCCCAGCGGGUGUCCCAGUCCAGGGGAGCAAGUAUGCCGCUGACCGGAACCGCUACAGGCGGUACCCCCGCAGGAGGGGCCCAGCCCGUGACGGCGAAUACCCAGACAACUACCAGAGCGACGGCGAGGGCGAAGGAGAGCGGCCCCCCCGCAAGAGCCGUGAGGGCACCGAGAGCGCCCCAGAGGGAGAAAUGCAGCCCCAGCAGCACAGGCCCUCCUUCCCUGGGAGACGGCGCUACCCUCCAUACUUUGUACGUAGACGCUACGGCCGUCGGCCCCCGUACACCAACGCACCUCGCGGAGAGAUGACUGAGGUACGCUGUCACAGGCACUCCUGAAGCAGUCCGGCCCCGUUCCAGUGAUGUCAUACACACUCUCGUCGAACAUGCGCGCCACACUUGGUUUUGGCCAGACAAAAUAGGUCUAUAUAUUGACUGUACUUAAAGUUGGCUCCAAACCACUGGUCAACAGACCAAAAUCAAACCUCGGUUUGACCGAAAUAGGUCUAUCAAUCAAACAUUCACACAAACCCCAGAUGUUAUAAGGUGAAUGCACCAAUUUGUAAGUCGCUCUGGAUAAGAGCGUCUGCUAAAUGACGUAAAUGUAAAUGUUACACCUACUGCUGAUCGCCAUACGUGCAGGGCUUCAAUCUAUAUAUAGCAAUGUUUUCCACAAGCACAUGGAGUAGCCAGAGUGGCUUGCCCCCCAGGGUUAAGCCAUUUUUGCAGGUAAAUGUUGAACUGGAAUGCAAAAAUGCGCUGAAAAGCUCUGGCCCGGCACAUGUUUUUGCUGGUCCUGGGCCAGCGGGCAAUCUUUAAUGUCGGACCCCUGCACGCGAAAUGAAAUAAAUGUGCCAGAAAACAAUAGGCUAAUUUGGAUUUUGACUCAUCGUUACCACAUAUGGGACGUGCAAAUUCAUGCUCUCCCCCUCCGUGUAAAGAAAUUUGACUGCAACCACGGCGCACACAACAUAUACCCAGGUAAUGAGAGGCGGGACGGACAGCAGACUGUCAAACUAGCAUUGUUUCUCUGUCAUCGUUGACUUUGUAACUGACAGGCAUCUGUCCUAUCAAUAGAUUACUAGAAGAUGCAUAUCGUUCAUUCAAACGGUAGGGCUUAGCAGACUUUUUUUUCUGACUAGCUAAUUGAAAAGGAGCCUUGUUAAUUUAAGUGGAAAAGUAUCCGGUUGAAAAUGAGUCAAGCUAGCACUAGUGGAAAACACUUGGGUUCGUAUAAUAUACUGACAGCACCUGAAGUUGGCUGCAAACCAUCAGACAAAUACUGAUUUGAAGAAAUCAGUCACUGAUUUCCUCAGUGAAUCAGUGGCUGGUGAUUAGUGAAGGUGCUGGAAGCAAAAUGCAAAACAGGAAAAAGUAGCUGCACAUUUUAAUAGUAGCUAAACAUUCGGUCAGUCGACCUUCAUCAGAGCAUAUUUUUUUCCUGUUUUUCAAGACUCGUUCUAUCCAAAAGGUGAGUUUCAGACCCGGAUCUAGGGUAUUGAAUCAGGACGUGGUGAGCACAGUGAUGUAUUGGUGUGACUAACUCUUGUUUGUUUUUAGGGUGGCGAAGGUGACGAGAACCAGGGAGGUCCAGACCAGGGCAACAAACCAAUGAGGCAGAACAACUACAGAGGCUUCCGACCAAGGUUCAGACCAAGGUUUGCGUGUUGAGUUCAUUGACACAAGGCUGCAACAAGGGGUUAUAUAACAGCAGAAAGCUUUGACAAAUUCAAAGCCAUAUAUAAUUUGUCUGUCAACUAAAGGUUAGGUGAAUUUGUCGCAAAGGUAUGUGAUUCGGAAUGUAUUUACUGCGACGUUACCAUUGGGCAGUUUACUGACUGCGCGUUCCCCUUAUUGCAGCCUAACAUUGAAUGGCAACUGCUUCCGAAAGUUUAUUUUACCUUGCAUUUAAAUGUUCUCUAUGGGUACUCCUUCAGAAAUGACAACGACUUCAUGUCUCUUUAGUCCUGAUUUUGUUUUUAUUAGUAGAAGUAUUCUGAAAUGUAUGAACAUGGCGAAUUGGCCAAACUAUCUAUGGACUAUGAUCUUGAAUAAUUCCUGAACCAAACAAUAUGUAAACAUCAAUGCCGUUGAAGUGAUGAGUUUCUAAUGUCUCUUCUCUGACAAUAAUAAUGGAGAGAGCAUAAACACCUCUGAUCUCAGCAUAUACAUAGUUAACGUCUACUGUCAUUCCCCCUCAACCACCCUGUAUAUGGCCCAUUACUUUCUCAGGUUAUUCCUGUUCCCAUUUUGGAUGUGUUAUGGCCUGUCAAACCUGUGGUCAUUGUUAUGGCACUGCCUUUACUCUCUUCCAGUAAGCACCAUGGUAUUUCAAUUGGUACUUGGUGUACAGGUUCAUACCCAUGACAGGAGUGAGCUCCACCACUUGUUUUAUAAACUCAAACACAUGGUGGCACUGCUACGCCAUGGUAAAUUCUUAGCUUGUUUGAGUAUAUGGCAGACUUGACAGAAGCCCAUUCCUAUAAUAUAAGGACAAGGCAGCACAUUUCACAUACUACACACAAAUGGUUCACAAGAUGCUUGGGCCAAGUCUCCUUGCAGCCAUGUAAUGCACAACCUCCCCUAAGCCAGGUGGAUCAAAUCCCCAUAAUUGCUUUUGGACACCUCCAAUUCCAUCAAAUCGGCAAACCCCAGGGUUGGGGUCAAUUCCAUUUCAAUUAAAGUAGUCAUCUGAAAUUCCAAUUUUACUCAAUGUUUUUGAGUUGGGAUUUCAGUUUACUUCCUGAAUUGAAAUGGAAUUUACUGUCAUAAUUUGAAGUUGUAUGGGUGCUAGGGACUGUUUUAAGAUUAGGCAGGUGUUAAAGUGUGUGUCCCGUCCUACAGCAGAGGUGGUGGUCCACCCCGUCCCAGACCGGUACGGGACGGCGAGGGGGAAAACAAGGAGAACCAGGGUGGUGACGGCGAGAACCAGGAGCCCCGCCAGCGGCGCUACCGCCGAAACUUCAACUACCGCCGCAGACGCCCACAGACCGGUGGCAAGCCCCAGGAUGGCAAGGAGGCCAAGGCCGACGGCGAACCAUCCCCUGAGAAAACGUCCGCUCCCGCAGCCGAGCAGGGCGGGGCUGAGUAGAAACUACCGGCAUACCAUCUCUAACAUCGUCCGGGUGAGUCCCCAACAAACCCAAAUAUUGCUACUCGGCGCUCAUCAGAUCUGCAUACCUGAUUUCUGGGAUAUGGGUAAACAAUUAUUUGUUUCCUAGGCAGAAAACAUGCUGGAUUGAAUUUCCAUGCAGUCAAGCUUAGAUUUUGUUCAUAGUGGACUGUGCUGGAUUAUUCAUGGUUCAUGUAAAAAAUAAAUUUUAAAUACAACUCUGAAUUUGGAAGAUUUUUGCCAAAUGAUAACUUAUCCCAGAAACCUGGUUAAGUAGGGUUUGAUUGAGUCCUCAGUAUGCAUUGUAUGAUCAGUUGAUUAGCUGUAGUCAUUCACAGCACUUCUCAAUAUAUGAUCAACAUUUUCAACCACUGGCCGCAUUAAAUCUGCUUGCAGGACGCAUCUGGCCCGCAUGCCCCCAGUUUGAGACCCCCAAUUUACAACAUAUCAUAAAGUCCAUCAGAUGGCAGUAGGCCUUGGUGUAGUGUCUCUGGCCAGUUCACUCGAGUUUAUAAAGCCAGCAUCAGUCUGCACCUUCCAUUGACGCUGCGCUCCAUCACCCAAGGCAGGGGCAGAAUGAGGUGAUGCCAUGGAUUUGAUCAAGCAAACUGGCUGCCUGACUGACUGCAGCCCUCCUGCCAUUGUGUCUGUUGGUCCUCCUGUCUGUUGUGAUGCUGCUGCACAUUCUGAGUUUACUGAUACAUUUACUGGUUAAAUCCCUUUACUGUAUCUUCUCUAACAAUCUCUCCCUCUUUUUUUCCCUCUACAGUUGUCAUCAAGAAGAAACAUCAAAGAUCUGAGCAAUAAGAAACAGAUGACUUGACGAUCGUCUUAAGCUUGUACCAUGCGUUUGACCAGAUUACCACCGAUUUGCCUGCAGAAUCUAUGCAGACCUGUUUUGUUCCAUUAUUUUUGUGACAGCUAAAAAAAAAAACUUAAAAAAAAAAAUUGGGAAACGGCAGAUGUUUUUUUUCUAAAUCGGUCCUAAGUUUUUACACCAAAUGGUUUUUAAAAGAAAAGUAAUUUGAUAUCUGGUCAGUUUGACAUUUUUAAAUAACUUUUUAUGUAUUCAAACAUGAAUUUUAACAAAAUGCAAGCUCAAAUAAAAAAAGGUCAACUGUCUACUCAACUGUUUUGCCUGACUAAAUGGGACCACCAUAACAUGGCUGAUGUAUUACAAUGUGUUGUUUUACCCCAACA